Tyto alba (common barn owl) is the source of this 2855-nucleotide messenger RNA. RefSeq names its product polypeptide N-acetylgalactosaminyltransferase 11 (gene GALNT11). Gene Ontology annotation, cellular component: Golgi apparatus. The record is from RefSeq and is a predicted model, not a curated record. NCBI's taxonomy places the organism in Eukaryota, Metazoa, Chordata, Aves, Strigiformes, Tytonidae. Gene Ontology annotation, molecular function: Notch binding. Gene Ontology annotation, biological process: regulation of Notch signaling pathway. Bases 359 to 2185 code for a protein of 608 amino acids. The transcript has 14 exons.
UCUUCUGAGCCUAUAUUUGCCUUGGUAUGAUCAUUGACCCGUGUUAACACAUGGAAUAAGGCAUUGGGGAUUGGUGAUCUGUACUUCUCCAACUGGGACACAAUGAACUGCUGCAGUCUGGGAAAUGUGAUCUUGAAUUUUGAUGUGUAUUCUCUUUGAAUGCAAGUCACUUAGGACUCAGAAUUACAUUGGCAAAGCUGACCUGAAGGCUUCUGGUAGUUUCUGAAUUUUUGAGAAGUCUGAAAAAUACAUCAGUAUAAACCCUUGUCUUCUAACCCAAUACUUUGUUUUCUUAAAACAAAUGCUUUGCUAUUUAAAAGGUAAUUGAGAAUGGGUUCUCAGCAAUGCUAAGUCUACAAUGGGAAGUGUCACACUUCGCUAUUUCUGCUAUGGGUGCCUUUUCACAUCUGUGACCUGGACACUUCUGCUCUUUGUUUAUUUCAACUUCAGUGAAGAAAACCAAUCCUUCAAGAAUGUGCCCAUCAAGGGGCUGGAACCUCAGAGGCCGUUUCCAAAAAAAUUCUACCCCCGUUUUACACGGGGGCCAGUUCAUAUACCUGAAUUGCAACAGAAAGAGAAUAAGAUAGGAAAUCCUCUUGGAAAUCAUGUCCAGGACCCAGUGAAGGGGGAGGUAGAAUUCUCUCCUGAAAUGGGAAUGAUUUUUAAUGAAGAAGACCAGGAAGUGAGAGACUUGGGCUAUCAGAAGCAUGCUUUUAAUAUGCUUAUCAGCAAUCGGCUGGGAUACCACAGGGAGGUGCCUGAUACAAGAGAUGCAAAAUGUAGAGAGAAGUCCUACCCUCCUGAUCUGCCCUCUGCCAGUGUUGUUAUCUGUUUCUACAAUGAAGCGCUUUCUGCCCUGCUUCGCACGGUACAUAGUGUCCUGGAUCGCACUCCUGCACACCUUCUUCAUGAAAUUAUUUUGGUGGAUGACAACAGUGAAUUGGCUGACUUGAAGAAGGACUUGGGUGAAUAUGUUAAAACUCAGCUUCCAAAAACCACAAAACUGGUGAGAAAUGAGAAGCGGGAAGGAUUGAUUCGAGGAAGGAUGAUUGGAGCCUCUCAUGCCACAGGGAAAGUGCUGGUAUUCCUGGACAGUCACUGUGAGGUGAACGAGAUGUGGUUACAACCUCUGCUGACUCCCAUCAGAGAAGAUCGCAGGACUGUGGUGUGCCCUGUGAUUGACAUCAUCAGUGCUGACACGCUUACCUACAGCUCUUCCCCGGUUGUGCGCGGAGGGUUUAACUGGGGCCUGCACUUUAAGUGGGAUCUUGUUCCUUUGUCAGAACUGGAAGGACCCGAGGGAGCCACUGCUCCAAUCAAGUCACCUACUAUGGCUGGAGGCCUGUUUGCUAUGGAUCGUGAGUACUUUAAUGAACUUGGACAAUACGAUAGUGGCAUGGACAUCUGGGGAGGAGAAAAUCUGGAAAUAUCUUUUCGGAUCUGGAUGUGUGGUGGUAGACUUCUGAUCAUCCCCUGCUCCAGGGUGGGACACAUUUUCCGUAAAAGACGUCCCUAUGGUUCACCAGGGGGACAGGACACUAUGGCUCAUAACUCACUGAGGCUGGCACAUGUGUGGAUGGAUGAAUAUAAGGAGCAGUAUUUUGCUUUGAGACCCGAGCUAAGGAUGAGGAACUAUGGAAAUAUUACUGACCGUGUAGAAUUGAGAAAAAGAUUGAACUGCAAGUCAUUUAAAUGGUAUUUAGAUAAUAUAUAUCCUGAGAUGCAAAUAUCUGGGCCCAAUGCCAAAGCUCCGCAGCCAGUUUUUAUUAAUAGAGCACAGAAACGACCGAAAAUAAUCCAGCGUGGAAGGUUGUAUCACCUUCAAACCAACAAAUGCCUGGUUGCCCAGGGCCACCCAAGUCAGAAAGGAGGCCUGGUAGUGGUUCGGGAAUGUGACUACAACGAUCAAAACCAGGUCUGGAUUUACAAUGAAGAUCACGAGUUGAUUUUAAAUAAUCUCCUUUGCUUGGAUGUUUCGGAAACUCGCUCAUCCGAUCCACCUCGUCUCAUGAAAUGCCAUGGCUCCGGCGGCUCGCAGCAGUGGACGUUCGGGAAAAACAACCGCCUCUACCAGGUCUCCGUGGGGCAGUGCAUGAAGGUGGUCGAUCCACUCAGCCACAAAGGGUACGUGGCCGUGGCCAUCUGCGACGGGUCCCUCCCGCAGCAGUGGCACUUUGAGAGCUGAGACAGCGAGGAUGCGGCCGAGAAGCGUUAAGCCAAGACGUGAUCCCCCUUCAGCCAGGAUUUGAAGACAUUCUGGAGGGCUUGGCGAGGAGCCCUCAGCUGCUACACCCCGCCCACCCGGCGCAAGGACCCUGCGAGGAAGAGCCGCGUGCGUGAGAAGGUCCAGGCGGUCCCCGGCCCCUGCUCAGGCGUAGCAGGAAGAGCGGCAGCCCCCCUGCAGAACAACACGUAGAAGUGCAAUUUAUCAGCGGUUCCUUGGAUUAUCCUGGAGUAUUGAACUGUUUUUAAGUAAGAGAAAUUAUUAGAACAAUGUAAUUUAAAUUGUGAGAUUUUAGCUUUGUGGAUCUUUUAAUGACAAUGACAGAAAGGAGUCCUCUUCAACUAUUUCAUGUGCAGUAUCUCAUUAAUUUACAUUUUUAGUAUGGUUUUACUGGCCAAAUUAUUUUACUUUUUCUGGAAAAUAUUUUUAUUCCCUUUUAUCUUCUGAAAAGUGUCAUUUGUAAUAUUUAAAUUUAGUUCUUUUAAUUUACGAUUUUAGGACACUUCGUGUAGUUUAAAUUCUUAGCUGUCAUUCGUCACCUCAUAUUUAAAACAAAGUAACUAUUACAAAGUCUAUUUUGAUGACUCAUGACAGUAGCUGCAUUUAAAAUAAAGUAUCAAUUUUUUAUUAA